This is a messenger RNA of Betta splendens (Siamese fighting fish), 5943 nucleotides long. Its product is annotated as coronin-1C-A. The transcript has 11 exons. Bases 7 to 3549 code for a protein of 1180 amino acids. Gene Ontology annotation, molecular function: actin filament binding. NCBI's taxonomy places the organism in Eukaryota, Metazoa, Chordata, Actinopteri, Anabantiformes, Osphronemidae. Gene Ontology annotation, biological process: actin filament organization; neural crest cell migration. The record is from RefSeq and is a predicted model, not a curated record.
GCCGGUAUGGGACAGAACCAGGACAAACCCGAAGGAGAAGAGCAGACCCUCGGUGAGGGACCGGAGCAGACAGGGCUGUACCCUGAUCCAGGAGGUGCCGGUAGUCUCACAGGUGAUGUCACUGAGGGAGGAAGUUCCUGCAAGGAGGAGCCUGCGAAUACCAGGGAACAUUCAGGGGAGCCAGACGCACAGGACCUGGAUGGGAGUCCCUGCCAAGAGGCUACAACUCUUUCUAAUGAAAAGCACAUACAUUUGUGGAUGAGUUCCUACGCUGCAAGGGAGGUGAGGCAGGGAGGGGCUGCAGGAAAGGAGGGGGGAGAAGGAGGCAGGAUUGCUCCAGCCGUUCCACAGGAGACAGACACGGACCGAAAGCGUGGCGCAAGGACUGAGGAAGGAGCCAGAGCGUACAAGCUUGUGAGUCAAGUCAAGCGAGAGGACAGGAUGGCUGAGGAGGAGCUUCCAACAUCCGCUAUCAUCAAGAUGGAGUCUCACGAUGACCGUGCCCAGGAAGAAAUUUCACAUAAAACCCACGGUCGUGAUACCUGCGGGGACGUAAACUUCCUGGAUGGCGACGAAAAGGAUUCUGCAGCCACGAGGAGCAACGAAUCUGCAGCUCCUCCGGGACAAAGUGAGUUUCUGUCUGUUCAGAUGCACGAUGAAACCACCACGGCUGAAGCAGAGAAUGAAGAUAUUAAACUCUCCGCAGGAACAGUGGGGAGUUUGAGCGGGGGGAAGGAACCACCUCCAGCUCAGCCCCAACAUCCUUUGAAAAACAGUCCGCAGAAAGAGUCUUUAUUGGGCAUGAGUGAUACCAUUCACGGCAGCCCCGAAAAGGAGAGAGCAGAGGAUAAUACAAAGGAGGAAACGUGUGACGUGAGGCCGGCUUUAAAUCAAAGCUCCUCAGAAAAAGCAAAGGUCACCCGAGCCGAUAUUCAAAUGGAGUCGGUGGGGCCACUAAAUCUGCAGAUCGAUGCAGGUGAAGCAACCACACGCCGAGAGACAGACUCGGCCCCUGCAUCAAACCCAGGCUCACCCACGGAGGCGAGCUCUAUUUUGGAGAAGUUACUGAAGAGAAACAGGAAGGAGGCAAACCCAGAUACUUCUACAAUGAAAGACGUUAACGUCGACAUCCAGGAGAAGCCAGAUGUUUCAGCGGUGUUGUAUGCAAACAGCAUUAGCCCGGUCAAAGGCCCCGGUGAAGGGCUGGAUCCAUCAGAUCGGCCCAAAAAGGGUAUCUUACCCUCCUCUGAGGAUUCAAAAGCAAACCUUGCAAUAAACAUUCACGGCAUUGAGGCCGUUAGCCUGAAACAGACAGACACAACGUCAGAUGGACUCUGUUUCAGGCCUGGGAUUGCCCAGUGCGAAAACACGUCUCUCGUCUCGGCAGAUGUUUCAGUCAGGGAAAAGAUGGAAGUAAAGCAGACCACGUGCCCCUCCAGAAUCCUGCCCCCAACCUCAGAAUCAGCUGUUUCAGCAGAAGGAGUGUCAUGUGAAAUGGGUGGUGUGAUCGCCGAGGAAUCUGCCUCUUCCUCCCUGUGUGAUACAAAGGCUCCGCCCACAAAAAGUCAUGAGGAAAAUGUAGAUUUAAGCCAGUCAGUUACUGACGAGGAGACGGACACCAGGGCUGUGAAAUCACUUCCCCAAAUAGAGAAUGAGAGUGGCAGCAAAGCUGAUUUGGAGUUUUGUGGAUCUGAGAAGGAGGCCACUCCCUCUGUGAUCACACAGAAGGUGGAGGCUUUGACUGAGGCCGCUGAUCCAGAUCCACAAGGACCAGUUACAGAGCAAAGCCAGCAGGUCACAAGCAGUAAACCUCACUCUGAAAUGACACCGAACACAGAACCUCCAACACCAGGCCACUCUGAUAAUAAAUCAGGCAAAGAGGCAGGUGACACUGUUUUAAAGAGAGACAAGUCCCAAAAUGCUCCCAAAACAAGGCCCGUCUCAGACCUCAUAAAGGAGACAAUUCAACUGCACGAGAAGCUGCAGCACCAGGACCGAGCGAAGCCAGCUGAAGUCAGGAUCGAAGAGCAGAGCCAGUCGGUGAAAGUGGCUCAGAUGAAGGCGGCUUUCGACUCCGCUCAGAAAUCGCCUGACAAACCAGUCGAGAGGAAGCCAUCGGUGAGAAGAGAUAUGAAACGAGUUGUACGGCAGAGCAAAUUCCGUCACGUUUUUGGCCAGCCGGCGAAAACUGACCAAUGCUACGACGACAUCCGGGUUUCAAGGGUCACGUGGGACAGCGCCUUCUGUGCAGUCAACCCCAAAUAUGUUGCCAUAAUUAUUGAGGCCAGUGGUGGCGGAGCCUUUCUUGUCCUCCCUCUUCACAAGACGGGACGCAUUGACAAAUCCUACCCCACAGUCUGCGGUCAUACAGGUCCAGUGUUAGACAUUGACUGGUGCCCCCACAAUGAUCAGGUCAUCGCCAGCGGCUCAGAGGACUGCACAGUGAUGGUGUGGCAGAUUCCUGAGAAUGGUCUUGUCACGUCCAUGUCUGAGCCAGUAGUGGUACUGGAAGGCCACUCCAAACGUGUCGGCAUCAUCACAUGGCAUCCAACUGCGCGUAACAUCCUACUUAGCGCAGGAUGUGAUAAUCAGAUCAUUAUCUGGAACGUGGGCACCGGUGAGGCCAUGAUUACCCUCGAGGACAUGCAUUCUGACAUGAUUUACAACGUGUGUUGGAAUCGUGACGGUAGUCUCAUCUGCACCGCCUGCAAAGACAAGUCCAUCCGUGUCAUUGAUCCUCGCAAAGGCCAGCUUGUUGCUGAAAAGGAGAAGGCUCAUGAUGGUGCUCGGCCCAUUAGGGCCAUUUUCCUGUCUAAUGGCAACAUCCUCACCACAGGCUUUAGUCGCAUGAGUGAGAGACAAGUAGCUCUCUGGAACGUUGAAAACAUGGAGGAGCCCAUGGCUGUGAAUGAAUUGGAUACUAGCAAUGGAGUGCUCCUGCCAUUUUAUGACCCAGACACCAGUGUGGUUUACCUCUGUGGGAAGGGGGACAGUAGCAUCCGUUACUUCGAAAUCACAGACGAAGCGCCGUAUGUUCACUUCCUCAACACCUUUGCCAGCAAGGAACCCCAGAGAGGCAUGGGCUUCAUGCCCAAGAGGGGACUUGAUGUCAAUAAAUGCGAAAUUGCGAGGUUCUACAAACUGCACGAAAGGAAGUGUGAGCCUGUUGUGAUGACCGUGCCAAGAAAGUCGGACCUGUUCCAGGAUGACUUGUACCCAGAUACCGCUGGCCCAGACCAUACCCUGGAGUCUGAUGAGUGGUUUGAGGGAAAGAAUGGAGACCCCAUCCUGAUUUCCCUCAAGAACGGCUACGUCCCUACAAAGAAAAGUGACAUCCAGGUGGUCAAAAAGAAUAUUUUAGACAAGACCCCAAAGAAGACUGAGAACUCAUGCUCUGCCAACAGGUCUGCCUCCCCAACUCCACCAGUCAAAUCCGAAGCAAAGCUGGAGGAGAUCUUGAAAGAAAUCAAGUCUCUCAAGGACCUGGUCAGCAGUCAGGAGAAGCGAAUCGUCAAACUUGAAGAGCAGAUGUCCAAAGUUGCCAUUUAAGAACCCUGUACCCAACCCACGACAAUUCAGGACUCUCAUUGGCUGGGGCUGGCGGGACCGGUCACUGUCUGUCUCCAUGACGGUGUUCGUCUGGGUCCUGCCAAGCAAUGAUCCCUAGCUACAUUCCAGAUUAACUUUUUUUUUUUUUUCUUAGCUAGCUCUCAAUCCUCAGUUUAACACAGGUGGAAUAAGGACAUUUGGUAAAUUUAGCAGAAAUGACACAAAUGCAAGGGACUUUCUUUUAAUCUGUGGCAGGCAUUUUUAUUUUGUCUGCUUGUGUAAUAAGGUCUUACAUAAUUAUUUUAGUUUAAGAAUAAAGGAGGAAAACUGUCAACAGUAGCCAUUUACUGUUGGAAGCCCAAAUGUUUUUUUUAUUAGGUUUGUUUCAUGUUACCCCCAAACUAUUAUGUUGCCAAAUUUUGUUUACACUUCAUUAACAGUAUUUGUUUCUUUCCCUUUGGUGGGAACAGUUAAAAUGCAAGCAGGGAUGUUGUAGACUGGUUAUCCAGCAAAGAGAAUUUCAUCAGAAAAAUAAAAUAGCUUCAUGAAAGGAAGAUCCAUAUGCCAUGCCCUAGAAGUAGAAGGAAACCCACAUUUUGCUGCCACAGCCUACACAAACUCUCGGAUGACAAAUUCUUGCUGUCUGUGUUGACUUUGCACAAAACCUGCUUUUUGCUGUUUCCCUUAAAUCCCAACGCUUCCCGUCAUUUUUUCUUUGGACGCGUUUGUCCAUGUAAACAUUCCUUUCUGUCUUGCUUCUCGAACAUGCAUGUACCUAUUGAACAAAAUGACAUUCCACAAAUCUCAUUGACACUUUUGGGUGGGGGUGUGUGUGACUAGUUUCUCUGAACACAUUACUGUAGUGACUCAGUAACACUGGUUGUUGUGACGUCUCAUGUGCUGCCCAUGCGAAGACCGGCUGUGGAUUUGUGUUAAGUGUUUUGUUUUUUUUUGGAAGGUCCAGUCAACAACCUCAUUGUUUUCUGCUCAACACACAACCGUAGUCAAGUUUUGUAGGACUAUUUCUGUCCUACAUUAUUACAAACCAGGAAUUAUUACAACAUGCAAGUGUUCGCACACUGUCUUGACCGUCUGGUGAUAAAACAGGGGACUGCUGCAGAAACUGCUUUACGAUCAGCCUUAAAGGCCUCGAGUGUGUAUGAAUAUGUGCCUCUCAGACAUUUGUGUUUUUCCUGUUGGAGGGGGUUUUGAGACAGACACCCAACACUUGGCUGUAUCAGAUGACCAUUAUUGGGUUAUUACUUUGCCGGUAAUUCUAGCCUGUUUCUUGUUCCAGCUGUGCUCACAUCCCUCCUUAUUUUUCUUGUAUUUGUUACAUGACCCAAAUCAGAACUGUUCACUUGUCCAUUGUGAGCUGUAUUGCUAUUAUAAAAGGCUCUAUUUUCUUGAAUUAGGUUUGGUUUCCUAGGGUGACGCUGAGACGGGUAAUGGCUUAGUCUGUUGUUUGCCUUCAAUAAUUGUUACCACUGUAAAGACCUGAAAGUGCCAUAGAGGUGACCAUGGAAGUGUUUGUAGAAGACUGUUGUGCGAGUAGAUUUGUUUAGUAAAUGGUAAAUUGAUAGAUGCCCAGGUGUAAAAUCACUGAGGUGCUGUAGUUCAUGCAAACACUAUGUUCAAUGACCCUGUUCCUAACGUACUGUAUGUCACCUGGAUGACCUCAAGAUGUCAACGCCUCCCAGCCGGACUCGUACCGUGGCCCUGGCGCUUAGAUAAUCUCCAUCUGGGUGCGGGUAAUCUGUAAUGAUGAUGAUGGACGAGACGACGUUGGCUAAACACGCCCGUUUGAGUCAUCGCGGUUGAAAGAUGCAAUUUGAGCAGUGAGUCGUAGAAUAUUAGUGACAGUGGCGCGGGUCCGAUGAGGAUUAUGCUGUGCUGCCAUGUUGUAGAUCAGACGUGCGGCCACUGUUUGGAUUCUCAGUAGCACUGUAGGCACGAGAGCCGUCUGAGGAGCAGUAGUGGAUAGAAAUCCAAAGGGACGCUGUAGGUUGGAGACGUGAAAGACAGAUGUAUGUUUGAAGUUAUGGUCUAGACGAGUGAAAGCUGUGUAAAUAACACAACUGUGUUUUCAGUUCUUUUUUUUUUUUUUUUUUUUUUUUUUUUUCUUUGGGUGGUUGUGCUGAGGGUGUCUGUAUGGGUGGUGGGUUUUAUGUUCCCCUCUUGUCUGUUCCGUGCACCUUGCCAUAAUGCGUCAUGAAAAAAAGCUGAAUCUCUUUUUAUAGUGGAGGUCGUAUGAAUAUCAAGGAAGAGAUGCGUAGAAAAGCGAACCAGGAGAAAUCCUCAUGUGGAGGUGUGCUCAGCAUUUUUUGUUCAUUUUUCUUGCUUCAAGUAUCAAACAUUGAUUUAAGACAACUUAAUAAAGAAUUUUUAAAAUGG